Molecule: messenger RNA, 1214 nt
Organism: Polypterus senegalus (gray bichir)
Lineage: Eukaryota; Metazoa; Chordata; Cladistia; Polypteriformes; Polypteridae
Gene: jagn1a
Product: jagunal homolog 1a
Exons: 3
Coding region: 29-655 (208 amino acids)
Biological process (GO): vesicle-mediated transport; endoplasmic reticulum organization; granulocyte colony-stimulating factor signaling pathway
Cellular component (GO): endoplasmic reticulum membrane
Source: RefSeq, a predicted model, not a curated record
AGACAGUUGUCCAAUCAGCAUAAACUUAAUGUACCGAGUGAAGUACGCCUGCGCAAAAGAGAACGGGAACAGAAAAAACGCAAUAUUUGAGAAAUUUUUGAGUAUGGCUUCACGUGCAGGUCCCCGUGCUACAGGAACAGAUGGUAGUGACUAUCGACAUCGCGAGAAGGUGGCUUCUCACUAUCAGAUGAGUGUUUCUCUGAAGUCUGAGAUCCGAAAGCUGAACUUUGCCCAUGUGUUCAUUUGGCUCCUGGUUGCAGCACAGGUGGUGGUGAGCUACUUGAAACUCGUUUCACAUGAUGUCGUGGCCACACCUUAUCAGUGGGAGUACCCUUAUCUUUUAAGCAUCAUUCCUUGUAUCUUCAGUUUUAUAUCAUUUCCUCGGAACAAUAUCAGCUAUUUAGUGAUCUCCAUGAUCAGUGCUGGGUUGUUUUGUAUUGCUCCCCUCAUCUAUGGAAGCAUGGAGAUGUUCCCAGUGGCACAACAGCUGUACCGGCAUGGCAAGGCAUAUCGCUUCAUAUUUGGUUUUUCUGCAGUCUCUGUUAUGUACCUGGUAAUGGUUAUUGCUGUCCAGGUUCAUGCCUGGCAAAUAUACUAUAGCAAGAAGCUUCUUGACUCUUGGUUUACUUCUACUCAGGAAAGAAAAAAGAAAUAAUAAAUACCAUCAAGAACCUAAAGAAGAAACAUUCAUAUUGUUACAUUUUAAUAUGAUUUGUUUUUGAGACAAAAACAAUGUUUAAUAAAAACGUUUUAUUUUUGAAGGUUUCAUGUUAAAACUGGAGGAAACUUUCAGGUUGUCGCCCUCUAAAUCUGAGGAACUCACUUAUUUAUAAUUUAUGAAAAAGUUCCGAUGAUUAUGUGUGCAAGCUCUUCCCACAAUGCAGAGAAAAAAAUUGUGCAACAGUUAAUAAACAAGAUGAUUUUGAUAGUUUCAAAGCCUAAUAAUGCCUUUGUAUAUUUAAGCACCAUUUAUCAUUUCAAAUGUUGUGUUGUCUACAGAUUAUGGAAGUAAGGUCUCUCAUUUUCAUUUGUGAUAGGUUUGAAUGUUAAUAUAUCUAUGUUUCUGGAAGAAUGAAAUUUGUUUACCAUAUUAAGUUUAUUGCUUUAUUUUGUAAAUUUUCAGUUAAUUUUUACUUUAACAAAGAAAUGUACCCAAAACUACAUAGAUUUAAAACUGAACCAAAAACAUUAAAGGUUGUUUUGAAAUUUGACAA